AAACGUUAUAUUUUCUACCGGUUUAUUGUCUUUAUUUUGUAAAAAAAUGAGUUCACAGCUUGCAAAACCUAUUUCUCAUAACUCGCUUUCAAAUAAAAAUGAACAGACGUUGGUAAAUAACCAGGAUAUGAGUGCACUUUUUGUCCAAAUUCAAAAAGGAAAAGUACUUAAAAAGACGAUAACAAAUGAUAGAAGUGCACCUAUAAUAAAAAAGGUUGUUUCAUAUGAAAUAUCAAAUAGAGUUUCAUCAGCGACGUCAAAAUCACCUAAAUCAUCAUCCAAUCAUUCAGAACCUCCGUCUUUUAUUCAAAAGCUUCCGGAGUUAAUUCAGGAUAAUUCUCUAAAAUUAAAGCACCGGGAAGGAGGAGUGAAUACAGGAGCUAUACAUAAUGAAAAUACAGCUAAUUCGAAGAACAUACUACCUCUUCCUAAGACGGAACCUAAUUCUAUUCAACCGUCUUUAUCGAGAAACAAUACUACUUUCUCUAGAUCUGUAUCUGAUUCACAGAAAACAGCAUAUAAGAAAACAUCAUCAACUGUUUUGACUCGGCCUGUUUGCGCUCCACCGCCUAUUCCAAGGACUAUAUCUAUGUCGGGGACAAGAAAGACCGAUAUUCAGAGCUCUUCGAUAGUACUACCACCUCCACCACCACCACCUCCACCGCCACCUCCACCGCCAGCACGCAAUGUUUCAUUACCAAUUCCACAAAGUGCACCUCCUCCACCACCAAUUCCAUCAUCUGUUAGUACAAGCAAAACAAAUAUGAGGCCACCACCACCGCCACCUCCUCCACCACACCAUUCAUCACUAUCAAUGGCACAAAAUACCACGAAAGAAGCAUCUAUUCAUCGAUCAUCUUCAGUAUUAUCUUCCCAGGGCUCUCUUUCAAGACAAAAUAAGCCUUAUGUCUCUUUGGAUUUUAAUAAACUUUAUACAGGACCUGGUAUUAAGCCAAGUAAUAUAAACAUUACGAUUGAUGAUUCUCGUUGGAGAUUUAAAAAUGAAGAUGAAUUUCCAGCACCACGUACUUUUUCUGGAGAACAAAAAAUAUUUAAAAGUGGAAGACAAGGUGGAAGUACAGUACCUCUAAACCUAGAUUGAUUUAAACAUAUUCAUUUAUUUCUUAUUUUCCUUCAAACUUUAAAAU
Messenger RNA from Pneumocystis carinii B80, 1148 nucleotides. RefSeq lists its product as hypothetical. NCBI's taxonomy places the organism in Eukaryota, Fungi, Ascomycota, Pneumocystomycetes, Pneumocystales, Pneumocystaceae. The transcript is spliced from 6 exons. Bases 47 to 1102 code for a protein of 351 amino acids. Gene Ontology annotation, molecular function: actin binding. The record is from RefSeq and is a predicted model, not a curated record.